UUAUACAUCACCAUGUCAUGUUUAUUUUCACUCAGUUUUAAAAAGAGUUUGAUUCUGUUUACAGUCGUAUUUGGAAACGCCAUUUUGGCAGUAAAGGGUGUUACUCUGGAAGAAAGAUACGUGGCGUCUAUGGUUCUCAGCGGUACGGGAGAUGCUCUGGGCUACAAAAACGGCGACUGGGAGUUUUGUCUCUCAGGGGAGAAAAUCCACCGGGACUUGGAGGAACUCGGUGGUCUUGAGAAUAUAUCGGUUAACCCCAAGAACUGGAAGGUUAGCGAUGACACGGUUAUGCACCUCGCCACAGCUGACGGGCUGGUGACAGGUAAAUCAGGCAAUCACUUGUUUCUUGAGAUUGCUGCCCAGUACAUCGCUUGUUUCGAUGACAUGGCAGAGCGUGCACCAGGAAACACGUGUGAAGACGGUGUUAGACAAUUAAAGCCACAGAGAGGUAAGGGAUAUAGAAUUCCCUUUAACCCUCGAGGCGCGGGAUGCGGUGCAGCAAUGAGGGCGAUGUGUAUAGGGCUUCUUUACCCUCGGCCUGAAGACAUACACAAACUUAUCGAGGUGAGCGUCGAGUCCGGUCGGAUGACACAUAACCAUCCGACAGGAUACCUAGGUGCUCUGGCUUCUGCUCUCUUCACUGCAUAUAGUGUUCAGUCAAAGCCGAUUAAGGAAUGGGGGAAAGGUCUGGUUGAUACACUUCCGGCUGCUUGGAAGUAUGUUGAGGACACAGGUGUCGAUGUUAUACAAAAUAAAGAACGCUGGGGUUAUUUUACAGAUCGUUGGGUCGAAUUCCUACAAACACGAAAUAUUGCAGAUGGAACAUCUGAACCUACAUUUCCAGAGAAGUACGGAAUAAGAGAGCGAGAUGCAUUCUACAAGUCGCUCAGCUUCAGUGGCUGGGGAGGAGCGAGCGGGCACGACGCACCGAUGAUCGCUUAUGAUGCUCUCCUUAGUUACAAUGGCACGUGGAAUGACCUCUGUAGUCGUUCUAUGUUCCAUGGCGGUGACAGUGACAGUACCGGGGCUAUUGCCGGGGCCUGGUACGGAGCGAUGCUCGGAUUCAAAGGUGUGCCAGAGGGAAAUUACAGGGAACUAGAAUACAGGGAACGACUUGAGAGACUUGCAAAAAAGCUUCUGAAAAUCAGCCAUUCCGAAGACUUCAAGGACAUACCUGCUGAUGAUAGUAACGAGGGCAUUCAGGACGAAAUCCCCGGGUCAGACCCUCUUAAUAACGAGACUGUAAAGAAAGAAUUGUAGCGAUGGAAUGCAAACCCUCAAGGCGACCCAGUGACGAAGGAGGGACUAUAGAAGUGAGGAUGUUCAAGACACAACAUGGGAAGCUAGUGCUAGUAAGGGCGGAGAAUGCCAGGAGAAACAUAUAAGCGUUUUUUACUUCUGACUUUUGCCUAUGAAAGUUAGUUUAACAAGUGUUCUAUGAUUGACUUGUUUGUACAUAUACAGUUUGAAUUAACAGUAUUUUGCUGACAGAUGAGUGACUGGUUUGAAAAAGAAGAUUCAGAACGGAAAAGGAUUUUCAAAAUGAUUAUGCAAUUUUACCCUACUGCUUUUCUGUAGAUAUUACUCGGUUAGCUAUGUAUCUAAAUUCACCAUUUGCCUCUGUUGGGUUUCGUACGUUUUCGAACAUUUUCAUUAACAGUGUUAUUGACUUUUGCUUUUAGUUUUCAUGUUAUGUUUCGUGUUACAUUGUUUUACAUUUCGUUCAGAAUUAUAUUUACAUGUUUUUUUCUCUAACGAAAAUUACUAAUGAUAAAUUCGUUUUUAUACAUAUCUCUAAACCAUAAUACAAUUAAAACUACAGGGGCAAGCCCAAUAGUCGAAAAUUCACAAAUGGCACAGGCAAUGGCCCAAACGACAAUGAUCUAGAGACACAAACAUACUUAUAUAACAUACACAAAUACAAACACCACAAACAAACCACGCACAUUGCAAAACAUGAGGAUUGCAUCUUAUAAUAAACCAAACAAAACUAAUGAUGAAGUACGAAUACCGACCCGGUUGUCUAGUUUAUUUGUCUAAGUGUCAGUUAAGAUUCCCAUGUUGCCAUUUGAUCGAAGGGUUUCGAGGUUUUAGUUUAAAGGCAAUACUUUUUUACCUUUUUAUUCAAUAAAUCAUCGACGGCAGUAUCAGUAUAACCACGCAUUGCCGCAUUCAGCACUCUCAGUGCUUUGAUUAUAUCACGUCUUGGUGAUAUACCUGUUGUUCAGAUACUGUUGUACAGACGAACUAGCCUAGUGAUUGAACGUUCGAUUCGAGUACGAAAGGAAGCUUGUUCAAUGCCAAGUCAUUCUAAAGUCAUUGUCUUUCUUUCGAUCGCUCAAAAUAUUGAAUAGGCUUGCUUAUUUACAUGUAUAUAACUCAUGUAAAGGAGUUUGAAAAGCCCUUUUAUUUGAAUGUUGUAUAAAGUUGAAAUAAGGAAAUCGUAGCUAAAUUAUAUCAGUGAAAGAAAAACCGUAACACGUUUGCUGAUCUUUCUUUUUUACAUAAAAUGUAAUAAAGGGAUUAUGACAAUAACUAAAAUUUAGAAAGAAAGUUAAUUCUUAAGUUGUUCCAUGUAUUUGCCUGUUAUAUAUAGAAACUGUUCAUGAGAAUCUAUGAAGACAGGUUGACAUAACCAGCUGUUUAUAGAAAAGAGUCUCAAUGGAGGCUUCAUCAUAUCAUAUACAGGUGAAAAAUAUAUUAUAUUUAAGUAACUGGUAUAAUGAGGGUCAGAAAUGUCCCGCAAAAUUGCAAAAUGUUCUAUCAUAUUUCUAAAACUUCUUGGGUCACUUUAAUUUAAAACUGAAAUGUUUGAGCGUUAGAGUUAAUAUAAAUGUAAGUUUGAUUGCGGAAAAAGCGCACGUCAGCAAGGUGCCGAACAUCGGACAGCUCAAUUUCGGACACAAACAAAAUCAUAGUGCAUAAAAUAUCACCCACAGAUAGUAUGUAUAUGUUUUUUAGGUUAAGUUUAUUGAUUAUUAACAGGUUGUUAUGUUAUUAACAUAUGGAAAUGAAAAAGAAAAAAAGGAAAAUA
Mya arenaria is the source of this 3034-nucleotide messenger RNA. RefSeq names its product ADP-ribosylhydrolase ARH1-like. The transcript has 3 exons. The record is from RefSeq and is a predicted model, not a curated record. Lineage: Eukaryota; Metazoa; Mollusca; Bivalvia; Myida; Myidae. Bases 13 to 1260 code for a protein of 415 amino acids.